This is a messenger RNA of Columba livia (rock pigeon), 3240 nucleotides long. RefSeq names its product large ribosomal subunit protein mL38-like. The coding region runs from base 620 to 1099 and encodes 159 amino acids. The record is from RefSeq and is a predicted model, not a curated record. The transcript is spliced from 3 exons. Gene Ontology annotation, cellular component: mitochondrial large ribosomal subunit. Lineage: Eukaryota; Metazoa; Chordata; Aves; Columbiformes; Columbidae.
CUGUGCAGAGAUGCCAACAACGGCCAUCGAGUGCUGCUGUGGGGGUUCUGUCCCCAGGGCAGCACAGGAACCUUCUCCUGGGUGCCCGGCAGGUCCGGAUGCUGGAGGAGGAGCAGGCGCAGCAGCAAGUGUUAUUGGAGAGUGCCCAGCGGCAGCACCAGGAGCACCUGGAUGUCCAGGAGAGCAGCCACAGGUACCGGGCUCUGGCCUGUGCUCCCCUCCUCCGGCAGGUCCUUGCCCACAGCGCCAGGAGCUGGAAGCAAAGAAGGAGCAGCUGGGGAGAGACAGGCAGAGGCUGGACGAGGCCUGGCAGGAAAUGCGGCUGGAGAAGGAGAAGGUGGUCGGGGCCGUGCAACGUGUCCGGAAGCAGCAGGAGAUGAUCAGAAGCACAAAGGAGGUACGCGGAGCAUCUGCACCAUGGUUUGCAGCACAAGCCAGAGUCUCACACCCCUCCUGAACUUGUGAAUCCUGUGCCGGGAGGGGAACAAGGGGACGCCCAGAGGAGCCCCAGCGCAGGGCAGUGAGGGUCCCUGUCCCCAACCUCCCCACCCGCUCUGCCUUGCAGCUCUUGGCCCAGAAGCACGCAGAGGGGGAGCGAGCCCUGGGGGAGGCACGCAGGAUGCAGUCCGAGUUCUGGGACAAGCUGCAGGUCCUGCAGCAGCAGGAGGAGCAGCUGAAGCAGCAGGAGGAGCAGCUGAAGCAGCAGGAGGAGCAGCUGAGGCAGGAACAGGAGCAGCUGAAGCAGCAGGAGCAGCUGAAGCAGCAUCAGGAGCAGCUGAAGCAGGAUCAGGAGCAGCUGAAGCAGGAAAAGGCCUCCCUGUCUUCCAUGUUCAGUGCCCAGAUGCAGCUGCUGAAGUUCCAGGCCCAGCAGGGGGACAAAGAGUUAGAGAAGCAGAGAAUCUUCUUGGAGAACCUGAAGAAAUUACGAUACAACACUGCACAACUGUCAACAACCCCUCCAUCCUCCUCUCCUUCUGUGGGCGAUACCAUUGAGUGUACGCAUGCAUUAAUAGGGGCCCUGAGGAAAGCAUCUCCACCUGUGCAAGUCGUCGACCUGUCCUCCAUUCUCCGGCCUCCCAUUACUUUCAAGACCCUUUAAUCAGGCUCUGCCCCAGUGUCCAUUCUGUCAGCUCUGCUUCUGUCGUGACUUGUAAUAACAUCGGAUGUGAGACUGUGGGUACGCGUUAGAGGCCUCAAGGACUUCAGGAGUUCGUUUGGACACAUUAGCGAGGAUGCUUAAUAAAAAGAAAGGAAGGACUGUUGCAGAAUAAAUGUACUCACUUAAAUUCCUUUAGUUGUAUUCUAUGCUUCGACAUAUCGAGAUAAGGACAGAGAAAAAACUGCCUGGAAGACAGAGGAAGAGAAUCCAAGAAGAAACAACGAAGGCCCCAGACCCAAAAUUACCACUGGACCAACAGGCUCGUGAAAGAUGCGUGAAGAGCGGGUGCACAGACUGGGGGGGUUUACAAGCCCAAGUCUCUUUCGUCUCAUGCUCCUCCUGCUGAGAGGCCCCACGUCCAGACUGUUUCUUUGCUGUUAUGUGGUUAUUUAUGGAGAUCCCGAGGAAAGCGCCCUGCAACACUUCACCUCUGCCCGCGUCCCGACCGUCCUCCCUUCUCUGGAUGAAGAGAAGCCGCUAAAUUAAUGUGGACUCUGGUAAAGUUACAAAGACGUACCCAUCAUUAACCCAUGACGUGCUAAAUGCUUUCUAACCAGCUGCAAAACGAGGGGAUAUUUUUCAAGUUUUAAAUCCUUCUGCCUGACAAAGAGACCGCAAGAUGAAGGAACACCUUGUUUAGAAGCAGAGCUUAGCUUAUAUUUGACUAGUAAUUAAUAGUAAGAAACUCAUCCGUUAUAACUCACUUCAUACUAACCUUAUGGUAGCUCACAGGAAAGAGAUUGGGGAACCACCUGGUGAUAAUGUCAAUAGAGAAACCUUGCUGACAUAUUAUAAUCAGUCACCAUUGUAUAAAUUAGAUGAUGAGGAAAAGUGGCCCCUGAAUGAAACUCUGAGUGAUGCGGCGUUAACGUUCUUCUUGAAGAGAGAAGGCAAGUGCAGUCAAGUGAUGGACGCUGAUAUGUUUUCACUUUGCGAAAACACCCAGAGUGGCAGGCAGAAUGUGGUAUUAACUUGCCACCCCAGGAUCCAGCUGUGUUCACGUUAAAAAGGGAGCAGAAUAAAGCUCAGGAGAAGCUGAAACCAUGUUGUUCAGCAUGUAGAAUAAGACAGAAAACUCGCCUGAUGAGAGGGGAGGGUGAGAUAGAAGACUGCGUGUCCCCACAGGGCGUGGAAUUGAAGAUGAUGUGCCUUCAGCUUCCGAGCUGGUGAAACUCUGGAGAAAGAAGAGGAAAGCAGGGGAAAGAAGCUGAGAUUUUAGAUUUUAGUUGAGACUGGAACUCUUGAUUCAGUUUUGAAUCAGGAAUUGAUACCAUUAGAUGAAGAUUUUGUACCUGUGGUGGGAGCUACUGGCCAAGGAGACAAAGCUCUCUUCAUCAGCCAAUCCAAUAGAAACUGGGAAACAAAAUGGAAUUCCUAAGUUCUUAUCUAUGCCCAGGUCUCCAAAACCGUUACGGAGACGAGACUUAGGAAAACAAUUGCAAGCAAUAAUAACAUUCAAACAAGGUGAAGUGACAUUCCAGAUAAAAGAACAGCCACAGAAACCAAAGAAGGCUGUAUGCAAUGCACUGCAAGUUUGCUAAAUUGGGUGAGAUGCAGCGUGUACUGAGCUUCCCAGGAGAGAGCCCAGCACCCAGUUUUGAUGUGCCUUCGUUUUACAGACUCUGGGGUGCUGUGGGGAAGUAGUUGCCUGCCAGAGUGCUGCAAGAAAAGAGAAUCACCUCAGCUCUUGUGCUUGUGUCUUGUUUCCAGCCACAGGCUCAAGCUGCGAACCUUGAGCUCGUUUGACUUGUACAGAAAGCACGAGGAUGGCAUGACCCCGGCAGGGCUGGCGUUUCAACAGUGCCAGUGGGACAGCUGCGUUUCCUGGGUCUCCCAUCAGCUCCUCAAUAUGAGAGAGCCCGUGUUUGAAUUUGUGCGGCCGCCUGUUUACCAUCCUCCCCAGGUGAAGUUCCCACGCCACCAGCCCCUGAGGUACCUGGACAGGUACCGAGACAGCAAGGAGCCCACCUACGGCAUUUACUAGGGCUGGGCCUCCCCUCGAGGUGCUCAGCUCUGCGCUGGCUGGAAGGGCUGGGCUUAUCCUUCCUUGGAAAAAUCAUUAAAUGAACCCAGAUCAAGUA